Messenger RNA from Meira miltonrushii, 2610 nucleotides. RefSeq lists its product as uncharacterized. Gene Ontology annotation, biological process: carbohydrate metabolic process. Gene Ontology annotation, molecular function: alpha-L-fucosidase activity. The transcript has a single exon. The record is from RefSeq and is a predicted model, not a curated record. NCBI's taxonomy places the organism in Eukaryota, Fungi, Basidiomycota, Exobasidiomycetes, Exobasidiales, Brachybasidiaceae. The coding region runs from base 146 to 2530 and encodes 794 amino acids.
AAAGAUUACCGGUAAUUAAAACCUUAUUCCUCAUGUUAUGAUGCCGACAAAAUGAAUGUGACAAAUCAGCAAAAAGCAUAUAAAGAGCAUAAUAAAACAAUUUCCAUCUCUUAACGGCCCAACAACAACACUCAACCCGCGCAAGAUGCUAUUCCAAGUUGUUGCAGCACUCUCCCUUGUGGUGGCAAGGACAGCUUGUCAAACCUACAAUGGUUCAACCACAAUUCAUUUCACUACACCUGCCGGUGAUUACACUUCAGUUUUACCGAUCGGUAACGGUCGAUUAGGUAUCACGAUGUAUGGUUCAGCGGCCGAAAAGUUGGUUUUAAACGAAGACUCAAUUUGGAAUGGAAACUUUCAAAAUCGUGUAAAUCCAAACGCAAAAGCUGCUUGGCCAAAAGUACGACAAGAUCUUCUUGAUAAUAAAUAUAAUGAAGCAGGAAAUUAUGGUCUAGCAAACAUGGUUCCAGAAAACGAUGAGCCAGGAGUUUAUAAUACUGGAGGCUACUUGACCGCUGAUUUAGGUCAAAAUCAAAAUAGUAUGGCAGAUUAUACUCGUUGGUUAGAUACCAUUAGUGGAAUCACGGGUGCAAACUAUACCUACAAUGGUGUUCAAUUCAGUCGAUUGGCAGUUGCAAGUUAUCCAGACAACGUUUUGGCAAUCCGAUUCUCUUCCGAGCAACCAUUCGAUGCUACACUUGCUCUGGGCCGUGAUGAAAACGUAUACAAUAAAACUGCCAGUACCAGUAAUGGAAUGAAUCAACUUUUGACAUAUGCCGGAAGUGGAUCAUCCCCUGGCGGAUUGGAUUUUGCCAUGCAGGCUCGGGCUGUAGUUGAUAGUGGAAGUGUCAGCGUUGAUUCAAACACUCUCAAAGCUUCUGGCAUGAAGACUUUGGAUGUUUUCAUGGAUAUUCAAACUACAUACCGUGAAUCUGACUAUAAAGGUGCAACUGAUACAAGCCUGGAUGCAGCAGUUUCUAAAGGUUUUGAUACGAUUCGCAAUAAUGCAGUACAAGAUCAUUCAAAUUUGCACAAAAGUAUGCAACUGUCUUUUGGAUCUUCAUCUAACUCUGCAAUCACUCAAAAUACUACCGAUCAAAGAUUAGCCGCUUUCAAGAAUAGCCCAGAUGAUGAUAUCGAAUUGAUGACUUUGGUGUACAAUUUCGGUCGUCAUUUGAUCAUCGGAUCAUCACGUCAAGGUAACAAAGCUUUGCCAGCAAAUUUGAUGGGACUUUGGUGGAACACAAAUUCGCCACCAUUUGCAGGUCGUUUUACUAUCAACAUCAACAUUGAGAUGAAUUAUUGGGCCGUAGGAGCUGGUAACCUUGCACCUGAAACCCAAAUGAGUCUAUUUGAUCUCAUGGACGUCGCACGUCCUCGUGCUCUUCAAAUGGCAAAAGAUAUGUAUGGAAUCGAACAAGGACUGGUCAUGCAUCACAACACAGAUCUGUGGGGAGAUUCAGCUCCGACCGACAACGGUACAGAAUAUACUUUGUGGCCAAUGAGCGCUCCAUGGCUUUCAACACAUUAUCUCGAACAUGUAAGAUUCACAAAUGAUUUGGACUUACUCAAGAAUCGUGCUUUGCCUUUCAUGCUGGAUACAGCUGCAUUCUACGACACCUUCUUGUUCGAGUAUAACGGAAGUAUGGUGACUGGACCUUCCCUUUCUCCCGAAAAUCCAUUUUAUAUGCCAAAAGAUUCCGAUUCACCAGGAACACAAACUGGAAUGGACAUUGCGCCCGCGAUGGAUAAUCAAUUGCUCUGGCAACUGUACAAUGACAUUGAUGAAGCGUACUCCUUAUUGGGAGAUCCUAAUAAUAGCAACGCUACGAAGUAUCGCGCUUUGCAAGCCAAAUUGCGACCAAACUUCAUUGGCUCAUACGGUGAAAUCCUUGAAUGGCGUUACGAGUAUGUUGAUGCCGACCCAGGACACAGACAUCUUUCACCUUUAUGGGCUUUGCAUCCUGGAAAACAAUUUUCACCGCUUCUCAACGAAACGCUGGCAAAUGCUUCACGUAUUCUGUUGGAUAACCGAAUGAUAAACGGUGGUGGCAAUACUGGUUGGUCUCGUGCAUGGGUUUCUGCUUCUUAUGCUCGAUUACUUGACGCUGACACUUCUUGGGCAAAUGCACAAGAAACAUUGAAACAUUUCCUAUUGGUCAAUUUAUGGAAUACGGAUUCUGGUUCAGGGACACCUUAUCAAAUUGAUGGUAACUUUGGUUUUCUUUCUGCUAUUCAAGAAAUGAUUAUGCAAAGUCAUACAGGUACAGUUCAUCUCUUACCAGCUCUUUCGUCAAACGCAGCUAAAGCCGGUGGAAGUGUGACCAAUAUGCUUGCCCGUUAUGGAUUCUCGGUCGAUAUGGAAUGGGAUGAAGGACCAAAGCUUAAGCAAGCAGUCAUUACCUCCAAUUUAGGUAACGAACUCACUUUACGUUUGACCAACGGAACGGCCAUUAAUGUUGAUGGAAAUGCUUACAAGGGACCAGUGAAGACCAGUAAAGGACAAAAGUUGACCGUCACAUUAGCUUAAGAGGGGGGACAGUGAAGGCUAAAUCAUUGUUCAUAAGCCAUUUAAUUAAUGUAGUCAGCAUAAUAUAUUAUUUAUUCUCC